CACCACUGGUUUGUUCUGCUGUGCUUAUCCUACGCACGCAUUUGAACAAAUUCCACUCACUACGGUUACGCACAUUUCUUGAUUGCCUUUACGUGUUCUACUGUAGGGGACCAAAGCUAUUCCCAGCGAACCCGACUCCUUCGGAGGCGAUAGAAGAUAAAGGCCUUUUGUUGCUGGGUUGUGUGUAAAGCGUUGUUUUUUCGCUAGGCUAGCUCACUGUGCUGCUGCAGUCCUCGAAGUGGGCCUUGCACAAGUUCUGUCCCGACUAGUCGUCCCGGCCCUAUUGCGGCCCAUUCAAAGCAGCCAGGAAAAAUAGGCUGUGGUGCGAGCAAGGGUGAGUCCUGCACGUCAGCUCAUUUCUCAUUAUUUGCUCACGUAUGUCUUUGUGUUCGGCAGGUGCCGACGUUGCACCGUCGGCAGCCCUUACAGCUGCGCCAAAUGCGAAGACGGGCUCGUCAGCCGCGUCGGCCGAGUUCACGCCUGAAAGCAAGCCUGCGAACCGACAACCUGAUCCACAGGCACCCGAAGCAGCGCGCGCGAAAGAGUCGCGUGAAGCCGCGCGGCGAGUAGACCAAAUAGUCAAGGCUGGAGUGUCUGAGUUUGAAGAUGACUCGAAGCCGGCUGGCACUCUGCCGGUGGCGGCAGUGCCGGCCCUGCCGCCGCCGCCUAUGACGCCGCCCACCGGCGCCUCCAAGCCCACGUACCAGCCCUCGGCUCGUGCGGAUGAGCCUGCAGACACAUCGUACUUCCCGGAGCAGGUGUCACUAAACUUAGGUGGUGGUGGAGGUGGCUUUGGGGCGCCCCCAGCUCAGUCCUCCUCACUGCAGAGCUUCCAACCCAUGGACUCGGCGCCACUCGCCCAGGCACCGGCCCCGCAGCCAGCCAUGCUGCCGGCUCUGGGCACGCAGCCUUCGAUGGGGGUACCGAUACAGCAGCCGCAGCAGCAGCAGCAGCAGCAACCACCACAACAAGAAUACCAGCAGCAGUAUCAACAACCGCAGCCGGUGCAUUCGUUACCGUCAUUGCAGCAGCAACUACCGGAGCUGGCGGAUGACCCUGAGCCUGCUGCUGCUGCGCCACCCCCGCCGCCACCCCCGCCAGCCCCCACAGACGACAUCUGGUCCUCCCUGCAAAGCACCUACCGGAUCAAAGACCCGCCCGCGGGGCCGUCCUCGGCACACAGCAAGGCGAGCAGCGGUCGGGGCCGCAAGGGCGCCCCUGGCGGCGAGGUGCUGGUGCUGGGGGACGACGACCCCUUCAGCGGCGGCAAGGGCAUGCCGGCGCCCAACCUCAACGGCACCAUGAACCGCACCUCAGGGUUCGGGGGCCGCGGCAGCCAGGCCGGCGCCUUGCCGCCGCCGCGGCCGGCCGCGGCGGCCAAGUCGGGUGGCUGGGGCGCGGGCAACAUGGCGCAGGCGGGCGAGCUCAUGAUUGGCGCGGCGGACGACGACUGGCUGGAGGACGGCGGGGCGCGGCAGCAGCUGCCGCCGGCGGGCGGAUUCGGCGGGCGGGGGGCCGCCAGCAAUCGGAGUGACGAGUACGGUGGCGGCGGUAGCUACAACCAGCCGGCGGCGGGGCUGAACAAGGCGCCCCUGGCUCAGGGCCGGCCUGCUGAUGACAUCCUGUGUGAAGACGUGGAGGAUGUGGACAUGCUGCUGGAGGACGAGAUGCAGGGAAUCUCGGACAAGAACCUAGCAAACAAACUUGCGGCCUUUGACGCACAGUUCAAUGAGGAUUGAUGCAAGGAAUUGCAAAGAGACAACACGUGGAGUACAGUACAUACUUCUUGACGCCGUGUCAUUUUGGCUUCACGUGUCUCGGACUGGGCGGUGGGCAUCUCACCUCCGCAGUGGUCGCCUGUCGGGCGCUUGGCGAGUUAGGGCUGUUUGGCCAGCGUGCUGAGCUUCUGAAGCCGCUGGGGCUGCUCUCAAGGCGUGUUGGUUUGGGUAUCACGAAUGCCACGCGCGCCACAGUGGAUGGCUAUGCGUAGUGGCAGCAUUGUCGGCAUGGAUGAUAGCCGCAUAGGGAUGCACAUGACCCCAGGCGCAUGAGCUGUGCCUGUGACGUUGUACUACAGCAUGCGUUUUGGGUGGCUAUUACGGAGGUGUACACAUAAGCGGUAGCGUCUGACCGGUCAUCUAUGGUACCGUUGGUACAUUCAUCAAUAAAAAUGAUACAAGCGGGGGCAGACGGAGGCAUUCACAACGAGGACUGCAUCGCAUAACCGCAGGCAAGGCUAACACGAACGACUUCAUACAUUUGGACUCAAGUGUGCAUGCUGCUAACUAAGGACCGUAUGCGUGUUAUGCCUAUAAACAAGGCGUGUGGCGUGGACACAACAUAGAGCUGCUGAGCAAGGACUUCGUCCCCGUGCGUGCUGCUGGAGAAUGGAGGAAUUUGGGCAUGCGCCACGCCCGCCGAUUGAUAGGUUGGCGUUUGCGUUCUGACACCGACACCGGCCGCCUCCGUGACCACGUGGCCCGGUUGGCGCUGUUAAUAUGUGUCAGCCUGUUCCUUGUCUCACGCUAUUUGUAGUCUGGCUGUCUAUUCCUCCUGCUCUGGGCAUGCGCACCGCGUAGGAGGUGUGGGGAGUGCCCGAGAGGUCGUCAGGCAGGAUGCGUGGGACAGGGCCAGGGGCAGGUUGGCGUAGUCCUGUGGUGUACAGCGUAUUCCCAACCCCAGUAUUCAAGUUGCAACGUCCAGGCAAAAUGGCGCGGUACAACGCCGGAGUUGCUGUACCGAAUCAUCGCUGACUUGCUGGCGGGCUGGUAGUACUGAUACGCACCCCUGCGCAUUCCUCACGCUCCAAGUCCGUCAGGCAGGGAGCGGGAAAUCGAGAAUGCUGUGAUUGGAGUGCUACAUGCAUGGAUGAAGCCGAUAGAAGAGACUGUGACGGGAGCCAUGGGGGAUGGCAGUCGUGGCACAACGGCUAAACCCUCAUGACACC
Molecule: messenger RNA, 2947 nt
Organism: Chlamydomonas reinhardtii
Lineage: Eukaryota; Viridiplantae; Chlorophyta; Chlorophyceae; Chlamydomonadales; Chlamydomonadaceae
Exons: 7
Coding region: 378-1739 (453 amino acids)
Source: RefSeq, a predicted model, not a curated record